UUUAUAUGAAUGUGUUUAUGAGGCUAGUUGUUAUAUAUUAUAGAACAAAUUCUUAAAGAUUAUAUGUUUUUUCUAAAUAGUUUCUUGGUUAAUGAUAGUAUUGUGUUCAGAUUCCGGUGAAAUUUAAUAAUUUUGUUGUUUUGUAUAUUGUUAAAAAAUAUUAUAUAUAAAUUAAUAUCCAACGGUCAUGCUCGGUAAUGACCACGUCAUACAGAGCAUGACAAUAUACAAUAGUAGAGACAAUUAUUCUAAAUUUCUCUGCCCUAAAAAUAUUUCUGAGUUGAAUCACUAUGUAUAUGCAUAUCUCAAGAGUACAGAGUUUGUUUCAGGCAAGACCAGCAUACAAUGUGCCCAAAUUUUGCUAAUUAUAUAACUAUUUAAUUAUGCAUUGAGCAGCAGGAUGAGCUAGUUAUAAAUCAAAUAAAUUAAGGGGUAUUCAAAGGAGUUAGGUUCGAAGUGUAUUUGCUGAGUGAAAAGGCUAAUUUAUUUUUGGGGGGUUUUUGCAGUCGAUAUUGAAAUUUGGACUCAUUGGUGGUCUGUUUUUAACUUUAUAAUUUGCUAAAGAGAUUGCGGUGAAGGAGUUGGAAAGAGUUAGUGAUGGAUGAAGGUCAGGGUAAUUUCAGUGCACUGCCUCCAUUUAUAGCCAAGACUUAUGAAAUGGUGGAUGAUUUUUCAACGGAUCUCAUUGUAUCUUGGAGUAUGAACAAUAGAAGUUUUGUUGUGUGGAAUCCGCCAGAGUUUUCUAGGAUUUUGUUGCCGAGAUUCUUCAAGCACAAUAACUUUUCCAGCUUUAUCCGACAGCUUAACACAUAUGGUUUUAGAAAAGUUGAUCCUGAACAAUGGGAAUUCGCUAAUGAGGAUUUUGUUCGAGGUGAACCACACCUUUUGAAGAACAUUCACAGACGCAAGCCAGUUCACAGUCAUUCAGCGCAAAAUCUUCAUGGACAUGGAGCUUCUUCAUCUCCCUUGACUGAUUCAGAAAGACGUGGCUACAGGGAAGACAUUGAAAGAUUGAGAUAUGAGAAGGAAUCCCUUCACUUGGAGCUUCAAAGGCGUAAUGAAGAGAAACAUAUAUUUGAAUUGCAGAUGCAGAUUCUGACUGAGCGUGUGCAACAUCUAGAACGACGACAGACAGAUGCAAUAUCAUCUUUGGCGGAAACUUUAAAGAAACCAGCGCUUGCUUUUAGUCUCGUGCCAAAGUCAGAAGAAGUACAUGAGAGAAAGAGAAGGGUACCCAGAAAAAGUUCCUGGCAGGAGGAUGGAAGCUCCGAAGAUGAUCAGACGAAUGCUUUCCAAGGUUUCCUUGCAGGGACUUCAGGCUUCAACGUGGGGUUGUUGGAGAAAUUGGAGUCUUCUCUAACAUUUUGGGAGAAUGUAGCCAGAGAUGCUACAAUGGCUACUGUGCCAGAUGAUCCAUCAAUGGAUUUUGAUCAAUCUACAAGCCUCGCUGGGAGCCCUGCUAUAUCUUACCCUGAUCUUGGUAUUGAAACUUUAGCGAUUGACAUGAACUCCGAGCCUACUAAGGCAAUUGUGCCUGAGAUUACCGUUUUAAAAGAAGAGGCAAGAGAUGGAAGCUUGUCUGAUUCUCCAACUGCAGCCAAUGACGGAUUCUGGGAACAAUUUCUAACCGAUAGCUUGGAAUCAACUGAUGGUCUUGAACUUCAUUCCAAAAGAAAACAUCUUGAGGAUAGAAAGGAUAGAAGUCAAGUAGUUGAUCAUGAAAAUUUUUGGUCGAAUAUGAGGAGUAUAAAUAACCUCACCGACAAGCUGGGACAGCUUGCUCCAGCUCAGAGCACUUGAUGCUGGUUUCUUUCAGCCUUUACUUAUAUGUAUCAAAUUUUGAUAGUUUCACUACCUACUUGUAAAUAUAGGAUGCUUAAUUCAAUAACAGCUACAGAUUUUAUGCGUAAA
Messenger RNA from Daucus carota subsp. sativus, 1911 nucleotides. Its product is annotated as heat stress transcription factor A-4c-like. Gene Ontology annotation, molecular function: RNA polymerase II cis-regulatory region sequence-specific DNA binding; DNA-binding transcription factor activity. The transcript is spliced from 2 exons. Lineage: Eukaryota; Viridiplantae; Streptophyta; Magnoliopsida; Apiales; Apiaceae. Gene Ontology annotation, biological process: cellular response to heat; regulation of transcription by RNA polymerase II. Gene Ontology annotation, cellular component: nucleus. Bases 598 to 1800 code for a protein of 400 amino acids. The record is from RefSeq and is a predicted model, not a curated record.